This is a messenger RNA of Dromiciops gliroides (monito del monte), 2236 nucleotides long. RefSeq names its product LIM domain containing preferred translocation partner in lipoma (gene LPP). Gene Ontology annotation, biological process: cell-cell adhesion. The transcript is spliced from 13 exons. NCBI's taxonomy places the organism in Eukaryota, Metazoa, Chordata, Mammalia, Microbiotheria, Microbiotheriidae. Bases 360 to 2222 code for a protein of 620 amino acids. Gene Ontology annotation, cellular component: focal adhesion; stress fiber. The record is from RefSeq and is a predicted model, not a curated record.
AAGGAGGGGAAAAGGCACCAACCAGCGGCGGCUCCGGCUCUGUUCGCCUGCCGAAGUUUCACUUUUUCGCUGGGGGUUUGCUCCCUAGCCUUGGGUGAGGUUCCCCGGGACUAAAUAGCUUUAAUAGAGCGGGCGGAGGCCGGCGUGCGCGGCAAGGUUUGAAGAGACUUCUCAAGCGGUGUCUGUUGUGAGAGACCCAGAGGAAGCCCUCGGAGGGCUCACUUGCUUCUCCAGUGCAGACUUUCUUCUGAGUCAUCUUUUCACCUGCCCUAGCCAGAGACGUCAUUGCUGUGAGACGAGCCAUUUGCUGACUCCAGUGUCCCCGGACCAUCCGCUGCCGCCCCGCUGAGUACUCAACCAUGUCUCACCCUUCGUGGCUGCCGCCCAAGAGCACGAGUGAAUCCCUUGGUCACGCCCCUGCUCGGAUGGAGACGACACAUUCGUUUGGGACGCCCAGUAUCUCUGUGUCCAUGCAGCAGACACCCAAGAAGUUUGCUCCAGUGGUCGCCCCCAAGCCCAAAUACAACCCCUACAAGCCUCCUGGUGCUGAAGGUGACUUUCUGCCCCCUCCGCCUCCCCCUCUGGAUGACCUUGGCAGUCUACCACCCGGCCCUGGAUCCUUCCCCCCGCCCCCGCCUCUAGAUGAAGGUGUUUUCAAUGUGCAGACUGCCGGCUUUAGAAGACCAGACCAGGUGAAUCCUGGGAGCAAGACCCUUGAAGAGCGUCGCUCCAGUCUAGAUGCAGAAAUCGACUCCUUGACCAGCAUCCUGGCAGACCUCGAAUGCAGCUCCCCUUACAAGCCGAGACCUCAGCAGGGAGCAGCCAUUCCCACAGCCUCACCUCCAGUCUCCACGCCGGUCACAGGGCACAAGCGAAUGGUCAUCCCCAACCAGCCACCUCUUACAGCCACGAAGAAGUCGACCUUGAAGCCGCAAGCAGCGAGCCAGCCCUCGCCCAUCCCUGUGGCUCCCAUAGGAAUGCUGAAGCCCCAGCCUCAGCCUCAGCCAGUUCCGGCCUCCUAUACCACAGCAUCCACACCAUCCAGGCCCACGUUCAAUGUCCACGUGAAGUCGGCCCAGCCGAGCUCUCACUACAUGCCCACCGUUUCACCUGGGCAGUACUACAGUUCGGUGCCCAGCCAUUCAUACGCUCCCCAGGCACCUCCCUCUGCCGGGACUGCUCACUAUGCCCCCGCAUCAGCCCGGGGAGGCCCCGACUAUGGCUAUGCCCCACCCGCGGGCCGGCAGCCAGAACCUGCCUAUGGCUAUGCCCCGAAUCAAGGCCGCUACCAUGAGCCUUAUUACCCAGGCUACGGGGGGCGAAAUGGUUCUGAAGCAGGUUACGGACCGCAGAACGCCUGGAAACCCGAGCCGAGUUAUGCUCCCCCUCCUGCGGGGUCUCAGAAUCCUUCCGGGAUGUACCAACCCCCCGAGACCAAGAAGACCUACAUCACUGAUUCGGUUUUAGCUCCGCAGGCCCCAGCACCCCAGCAGCCUAAGGGUAGCCACCCAGGCCCUGGGGGCUCAGCUUCUGCCCCAUCCUUCCGCCCAGAGGAUGAACUAGAACACCUCACCAAGAAGAUGCUGUAUGACAUGGAGAAUCCUCCUUCUGAUGAGUACUUUGGACGUUGUGCCCGCUGCGGUGAGAAUGUUGUUGGCGAAGGCACUGGCUGUACUGCCAUGGACCAAGUCUUCCAUGUGGACUGCUUCACCUGCAUCGUCUGCAGCACCAAGCUCCGUGGGCAGCCCUUCUAUGCUGUUGAGAAGAAGGCCUACUGUGAGCCCUGCUACAUAAACACCCUGGAACAAUGCAACGUGUGCGCCAAGCCCAUCAUGGAGAGGAUCCUGCGUGCCACAGGGAAGGCAUACCAUCCUCACUGCUUUACCUGCGUCAUGUGCCGCCGUAGCUUGGAUGGGAUCCCAUUCACCGUUGAUGCCAGUGGUCACAUUCACUGCAUUGAGGACUUCCACAAGAAAUUUGCCCCUCGAUGCUCUGUGUGCAAGGAGCCAAUCAUGCCAGCCCCAGGCCAGGAAGAGACUGUCCGUAUCGUGGCCUUGGAUCGGGAUUUUCAUGUUCAGUGCUACCGAUGUGAGGAUUGCGGUGGCCUCCUGUCUGAAGGAGACAAUCAGGGCUGCUACCCUUUGGAUGGACACAUCCUGUGCAAGACUUGCAACUCAGCCCGCAUCCGUGUCCUGACUGCCAAGGCCAGCACUGACCUCUGAGAAUUGCCCAUACA